Molecule: messenger RNA, 1315 nt
Organism: Salvelinus namaycush (lake trout)
Lineage: Eukaryota; Metazoa; Chordata; Actinopteri; Salmoniformes; Salmonidae
Gene: mrps34
Product: mitochondrial ribosomal protein S34
Exons: 5
Coding region: 247-900 (217 amino acids)
Biological process (GO): mitochondrial translation
Cellular component (GO): mitochondrial small ribosomal subunit; mitochondrion
Molecular function (GO): structural constituent of ribosome
Source: RefSeq, a predicted model, not a curated record
AAAUUGAAGGAACUCUUUUAUUUAUUUAUUUAUUGUGAUAACAAGAAUAAUGUGUGUUGAAUAGUGGAGUACCUAGCUAGCCCGCUACUGUUAGCGUGUCAUGCUCUCUGGCUAACAUAUGUAACGUUAGCUAGCUUGCGAUAGACAGAUUGCCAGUCUACGUGAAAUAGUAGCUAACCUAAGUGGACCGCAUUUAGCUAUUUAACGGUUCUGAAGUAGACCCAGUCACAACAUUAUUGACCAAUCAUGGUGAAGAAGAAGCGCAUCCGCCUGAUCGCUGAGAUGGCCCGGAAGAUCCGUGCGUACCGGGAGCUUAAGAAUCGGCCACGGGAGUCUGAGAAGUACGCACUGGACUACGACACCAUGACGCGACCGCACACCAGGAAGACCCUGCCCGUGCUUGCCUGGCAGGACGUGAGGAGAGAGAGCCGUCUCUUCUCCCUGCUGUCUGGCCUCAAGAUGUUCGGGGUGGGCCAUCUGUUCACACGCAAGUCCUGGCUGACAGAGCACCCUGAAGCACCUAGCUACUGGCAGGUUACCAAGGUCAAGGUGGACUACACUGCAGAAAACAUGGACCACGGCAGAGCAUGGGGAGUCCUGACCUAUAAAGGCAAGCAGGAGAGUGAAGCGAAGGAGAUGGACAAGGUGAUGUACCAUGACUGGCGUCUGGUGCCCAAACAUGAGGAGGAGCAGUUCAAACUCUACGACCCUGUUCCUGAGCCCCCCAUACGCUAUGUGUCGUACCCGCCCCUGCUCCGUGCCAUGCUCCUCGCCCAGCGGCAGAAAGAUGAGCUAGGGUCGGCGGCUGAGGAGCCAACCUUACCCCUAAAGAGGGAUGUCCUACUCAGCAAAGAGUACUUCAGAAGUCAGGAGAAAAAGAGGGAGGGGACAGCAGUGUGAGAGAGGGGUCAAGAGGAAAGGGGGUGAAAGGUUACCUGCAAGGGACUGUGAUGUCAACUUGGAUAGAUCAUAGGCUGCGUUCUGUUUCUCAAAGUAUUGAAUUGGUGCAAGCAUGGAGUUUUGACCAUAUCCUUUGCACCAAUCCAUUCCAUUUAAAUCCAUGAGAAGGUGUAGGAGUGCACAUCUCAGGAAAAGGGUAGAGAAUUGGACCACAGCUAUAGCCGUUUUCCUUUACAUUCAUAUGAGCCUUCUAUAACAAUUCCUCUGAAUAGAAAGAAUUUGGAUCAUCAGAUGGACUUGAGUGACAGCUUGCUGUAAGGUUUCCACAACUGGCACUUGUCUCUUAUGCAUAUUGUAAUGUGAUGCUUGUGUGUUUGUAUUGUAAAUAGUAAAAUAUAAUACUACAUUAUGAAAA